AUGGACUCCAAACGCCGAAAGAUAGAGGAUAACCCAGACAUCGACGCGCACCGACUUGCGUCGCGACAAAAGUACCUCGCCCAACGAGAAGCGCAGCAGCUCGCUCUCCUCCGCAGACAAGUCGUAGAAGAAGCAGAGGAAGAGGAGAGGUUGGGUUCCAGACUAUCAGAAAGGGAACGGAGGGAAUUUGCAAAGAACCGCGAGACACUACGGCUGGCCGAAGAGCGCCAAAAUAUCGAUGAGCAUCUUGAUGGAUUUAUUAUCCCCGAUGCCGAUUACUCCAACAAGCACGAAGCGCUCACCAAACGCCACAAGGAACCGGGUUACGAGAAGAGCGAGGUGCAGCUAUGGGAAGAGGAGCAGACCAAGCGUGUCGCGGCACAGAUAAAAAAGCCAGAGAGGGUACAAGAGGAGGACUACGAAUACGUCUUCGACGAAUCGACAAAUGUGUUCGAUAUGAGCAAGAUUACGCCGAUCGAUCUGGAUAAGCAAAGGCUACAGUCAACGUUGGACGAAGCAGAAUCAAAAGCAAAGUCCAUUGCAGAUGUCCGCCGGUCAUUACCCAUAUUUGCGUAUAAAGAGGAGUUUAUAUCAGCCGUGGAGAACCAUCAAAUUCUUGUUCUCGUCGGAGAAACUGGUUCGGGAAAGACAACACAGUUGACACAAUAUUUGGCGGAAGCUGGAUAUGCUGAUAAAGGUCGCAUUGGAUGUACGCAACCACGUCGAGUCGCCGCCAUGUCGGUAGCGAAGCGUGUGGCAACAGAGUAUGGGUGUAGAGUGGGGAGGGAAGUGGGUUACUCUGUCCGUUUUGAGAGCUCAACUUCCGAACACACCAAAAUUGAGUACAUGACAGAUGGUCUUCUGCUCCGACAGUGCCUGAGUUCGGUCUUGCUCGAGGACUACUCUGCCAUCAUCAUAGACGAAGCUCACGAGCGGACGCUUAGUACCGAAAUCCUGAUGGCCCUACUCAAGGACAUUUGUGCUGUAAGGCCGGAGUUUAGGCUCAUUAUAGCUUCCGCUACAUUGGUCGCUUCGGAGUUUUCGAAUUACUUCGGUACAGUACCUGUACUCAAUGUCCCUGGGCGUCUUUUCCCGAUUACCAAGGCACAUACAAGUGCUCCUGAAGCAAAUUACGUCGCGGCGGCAGUCAGCACUACGUUCCAACUUCAUCUGAGUCAAGAACUCCCUGGCGAUAUCUUAAUAUUUCUUACCGGAGAAGAUGAAAUUCUCCUGGCGCAAGAGCAGAUUGAAUCGACGGCCCGUAAACUCGGAAACAGAGCGCCCCCGCUCAUCGUGGCACCCGUCUAUGGCGCGCUCCCCUCUGAAGCACAGCAAUUGAUCUUCGACCCAUGUCCACCAGGUAGCCGCAAAGUCGUCAUUGCCACCAACAUUGCCGAGACUAGUUUGACUAUCGACGGUAUUCGUUUCACAAUCGACUGUGGCUUGCAGAAGGUUUCGCAAUACAACCCGAGGAAUUUUAUGAAUGCCUUGGUUGUAGAGCCUUGCAGUAGAGCCAGCGCCGACCAAAGAGCCGGUCGUGCAGGACGAACAGGCCCAGGUAUGGCAUUCCGCCUCUACACCAAACACGCCUUCUACAACGAGCUCCCCGAAAGCACCGACCCGGAGAUCCUCCGCACCAGUCUAGACGGCACGAUACUCAUGCUCAAAGCCAUGGGCAUCAACGACGUGCUAAAAUUCGACUUCAUGGCCAAACCCCCCGUCGAAUCCAUCAUCGCAGCGCUCGAAAACCUCUACGCCCUAGGCUACAUCCAACAAGACGGCAUCGUGACCAAAAUGGGCCGACGCGCCUGCGAACUACCCCUCGACCCACGCCUCGGCAAAGUCCUACUCGCCGCUGACGCCCUCGGUUGCGUCGACGAAGCCGUCACUCUCGUCGCCAUGAUCCAAGAAGCUGGCUCCCUCUUCUUCGCCCCCAAGGACAAAAAAGCCGCCGCCGACAUUGCCCGCCAGCGCUUCUCCAGCGCAGAGGGCGGCGACCUCAUCGCCCUGCUGAAAGUCUGGCAGGAAUUUGUGGAAAAUGAAUACAGCAUGCUUUGGUGCCGUGAAAACUUUAUCCAAUACCGCAGUCUAAACCGCAUUCGCGACGUCCGCGACCAACUCCUCAAACUGACCGAGCGCGUCGAAAUUGCGCCGUCGUCUUGUGGUGUACAUGACCAUGUUAAGGUUCUCAAAAGCUUUGUCUCGGGCUUCUUUGCCAACACCGCCGUGUUGAACAAAGACGGUAUGAGCUAUCGUAGCUUGAAAGGUGGGCUGACUGUACAUAUUCAUCCGUCGUCUUGUUUGGCCAAGACGAGACCAAAGCUCAUUUGCUAUGCUGAGCUCGUUAUGACGUCAAAGGAGUGGGCGCGCAAUGUUAGUAGUGUCGAGCCGGAUUGGUUGGUCGAGGUUGCGCCGCAUUGGCAUAAGAAGAAGGACAUUGAUGAUUUGGGCGUUGGGAAGAAGAUGGGGAGGGGGCAGGGAAAGGUGGGUACGGAUCGUUGA
Molecule: messenger RNA, 2502 nt
Organism: Pyrenophora tritici-repentis Pt-1C-BFP
Lineage: Eukaryota; Fungi; Ascomycota; Dothideomycetes; Pleosporales; Pleosporaceae
Product: HrpA, HrpA helicase
Cellular component (GO): intracellular anatomical structure; catalytic step 2 spliceosome
Molecular function (GO): helicase activity; ATP hydrolysis activity; RNA binding
Source: RefSeq, a predicted model, not a curated record